Messenger RNA from Lathyrus sativus (Indian pea), 891 nucleotides. The record is from the annotation of a GenBank genome assembly. Lineage: Eukaryota; Viridiplantae; Streptophyta; Magnoliopsida; Fabales; Fabaceae.
AUGGCGCUUCUACGUAUUCCAUCUCCUCUAUUAUCCACAAAACAACACCAUGGAAUAGUAAUAACCUCUUUCUCCUCCAUAAGCUUUGACAAGAACAAAAACUAUUCCAUCAACCCUAAAUCCAAUUCCUUGUUUUCUUCCAUUCACUCUCUACGUCUAUCUAUUACGCAUACACCAACUUUAAUUAGAACCAAAGAACAAGCCAAUUCUACUCUCAGAUUCUCCGAACAACAACAAAGUCAAGUAAUCGAGGAAAACACUGAAGAAUUGUCUAGUACUAGUACUAGGUUGCUUGCUCAGAAUGUUCCAUGGACAAGUACCGCUGAAGAUAUUCGUUCUUUGUUUGAAAAACAUGGGAACGUCAUUGAUGUUGAGCUUUCUAUGUAUAAUAAGAACCGAAACAGGGGUUUGGCGUUUGUGGAAAUGGGUUCUCCAGAAGAGGCUCUUGCAGUUUUCAAUACUCUCCAAUCAUAUGAGUUUGAAGGCCGCGUAAUAAAUCUCAAAUAUGCUCGGCCUAGGAAGGAGAAAACACCGCCGCCAGUAGAACAAAAGCCAAUAACAUUUAACUUGUUUGUUGCAAACUUGUCCUAUGAAACGAGGUCUAAAGAUCUCAAAGAGUUUUUUGACUCGGGAGCCAGUGGAGUUGUUUCUGCAAAGGUUAUAUUCCGUGAGGAUCCUAGAAGUCCAUCUGGUUAUGGAUUUGUAUCCUUCAAGUCCAAGAAAGAAGCGAAUGAUGCUCUUUCCGCGUUUCAAGGAAAGAAAUUGAAGGGAAACCCAAUCAGGGUUGCACCUAGUAAGCGAUUUGUUCAACUGACAGAGGAGAGUGCAGGAUCCGAAGAUAAAUCUUCUGAGUCGAGCACAAACAAGGCAGUAGCAGACAAAGCUGAUUGA